Messenger RNA from Fonsecaea multimorphosa CBS 102226, 1602 nucleotides. RefSeq lists its product as uncharacterized. The record is from RefSeq and is a predicted model, not a curated record. Lineage: Eukaryota; Fungi; Ascomycota; Eurotiomycetes; Chaetothyriales; Herpotrichiellaceae. Bases 1 to 1602 code for a protein of 533 amino acids. The transcript has a single exon.
AUGCUUCGCUUACCGCCCAGCAGCCUGUCCCUCUCAGAACGCGAUAUCGAAUUCCACCUCCGGCAGACAGAAAUCUACCAAGGCUUAUUGAAUCAAGGCUUCAAGAGGCAUGAUAUUAUUCGUUAUCUAAAUGACUAUCGCAAGGCUGCGGCAGAUGCAGCAUAUCCCGGCCUGCGGGACUUUGCCGUGUCAAUCUCAAGUACCGCCGAAUUGUCCUACCGUCGUCCCCAGCCUUCGCCCCAGGACAGCCAGGAAAAAGAAUGCAAGAAGCAAUCUCCAGUUCGUCACUGUUCCUCCGAGUCCUUAGAUAGAUCGAUAUCCAGCUUUCCCGAGCUUCCUCCAGAUUUUGAAGAGUCCCAAAUCGAACACCAAGACCACAUUUCAGAUGUCCCCGUUCAGGGGAGUGAAAAUUCUCCUAGCGGUAGCCCAAGAUCGCCCAAGUCCAUCGAGCCACCCGUGCACAUCAAUCAACAUGCUCCUCGUAAGAGCUCCCUUCUCCGAUUUGCUGAGGUGGCGUCACCCGAGCAUCCUCCUACCGACCCGGAAGAGGGAAGACCUGUUCCUGCGCCGACGGCCACACCCAUACGUAGGAACUACAAGCGGCGGAGUCAUACCUACCCAUACCAAUCCUCCGAGCGAGACUCUGUUGCGGAUACAGAGAUACAGGAUCACAUCUCAGAUGGCCUGAAUCGAGUCUCUCUAGAUGAGGCGCUGGACAGUGCGCCCUUCGAAUUGCCACCCGCGAACCCGGGUGCCGCUCGCACGUAUUCAGCGCAAGACAUCACAUUCGCGAGUCCAGCAACAGAAUCACCACCCGGAAAUGGCUCCGUCGAUAUGCCCGGCACCGACAUGGCUCAGCCUGCCUUAGAGCGCCGUCGAAGCAGCAACCUUCUCGGACAGAUGUAUUCCAUAACAGAUAUGCCAAGCUCUCCUCCUCUUCCACGGACGCCGGCAAGCGACUACUUCGGGCAGCAACCAGCUCUACCUGGCUCCCCACGAUUGCCAAGUACACCAACACCGAUUCGCAAUGCUGCUGCCCUCCCGCGCACCGAGCCUCGGCCUUAUAGAAAUCUGGACGGGAGCUCCUAUAGCGUGUACAAUGAUUCACUCCCUGCAAGUUCUCAGCCACAAACUCCCGCCGACACUUCGAGGCAUCUAUUGGUCACUGAGCGAGACGCUGCGUAUACCGCACCACCAGGAAUGCUCCACGUCGGGUCGACCUUUGUUACAUACCGUGGUCGACAAAGUUGGGAUCAGGAAGCCGUACCGCAGAGUCCAACUGCGCGAGCCAUCAAUCUGCGUGAACGACGGAAUCGGGAAUUGACGAGGAGUGUGCAGGCUGAAGGCGUUCGAUUGCAGAGGUUGAGGAUGAGGGACGAAAGCCGGUUCGCGCAGCGGGCUUUUGAGGCUAACGCUGCCGACACGGGUGGAAAUGGAGCAGCAUCUUUCUCCUCAACUUCAGAUGAUAUGUGGAGGGAUGAGCUAGAAGCCGAUCGUGUGGGAGACGAGAACUUUGAGACGGGCAACGACGGUAAUCAUCGCAGGGUCAUGCGAGCUGUAAGUGGAAAUGCUAGGUUUGACGUUGGGGGAUGGCACGGAUGA